CAAUUGAUGAAAGAGAUCAAUUGGGAUCAAAUGAAAUAUUGGGAUAUUGCUUUAUAACCCAAUUCUACUCCCCAACGUUCUCCCUGGUCUGUCUGCUGUGAUCCUUCAACUCCUAAUAGCCUACAUGCAAUCUCACACUGGUGUUCUUUAUGUUAAAUUGUACAAGUGAUACAAAACACGACUCCUUAAUUGAAACAAACAUCUGUUUAGUUCUGUCACAAUUUGACAAAGGUACGAAUAGAAUCCAGACAAUCUAGUUCAGGGGAGGCUGCAGACCUUUGCCUCAGAAUAUCGUUCUCUCUUCACUUUUGGCUGCUGAUUUAAUCCAGUUUACAGCUCUCGGAGAUUCCUCCUCCCCUCUUUCUAAAUUGUCUUUGCUUCACUACUUGAGAGAAAAGCUGGGAAGCUUUCUCCUACACUCCCUUGGUGAAAAAAAGGCUGAAGUCAGAGGAGGAAGUGAGGAGGAGGGACCUGAAGCAGAUCGGCGGUGUGAGCGGACUCUGCGGACUCUCCGGACUCGGGGACGAUUCCAGCGCUGAGGAAGUUGGAGGAUCCUGUUGCUGCCUCGGGUUCUUCCUUCAGAGCAGUAAUGCGCACCCAGGGGCGCUGGAUAUCAGAAACCUCGCUCCGUAUCUCCCGCUCGGAAACACGCCGUGACACGUCCAGAGGAAUCGCGCACCUCUGCGGCCAGAGCCGACACAGGUAGUGGCAAAGAAGAGGAUCCCGGAAGAACCAGUUCUGCGGGUUUAUUUUUAUAGAUCUGAUUUCAAAGCGAGAGGACACAAAUGCACUUGCUUACUCUUUUGAGCAAGUAGAUAUUUUUUUUAAAGUAUUUUUUAUUUUAAUUUUUUUUAAAUGGAAAAUAAGAAGAUGUCGGAUUUUAUGAAGAAGUGGCUGUGCGUGGCGAUGGACGUAGUGUGCGUUCUGCUUGCGUCCCUGCCCUCCAUCAUUUUGACCAUUAGGUUCAAGCCUUAUCAACGGGGGAUUUAUUGCGACGACGAGAGCAUCAAGUACCCUCUCAAACCAGACACCAUUUCCCACAGCAUGAUGGGAGUUAUCACCAUCACCUGCACUGUCAUUAUUAUCUCCUCUGGAGAAGCUUAUCUAGUUCACAAAAAGUUAAUUUACUCAAAUUCUAAGUUUAAUCAGUACUUGGCAGCACUCUACAAGGUGGUGGGAACCUUUGUGUUUGGCGCAACUGUCAGCCAGUCGCUCACAGACAUUGCCAAGUUCACAAUCGGCCGUCCGAGGCCUAACUUUAUGGCCGUGUGCGCGCCGAAGAACUGCACAGGAUACGUGCUGGAAAUCAACUGCACAGGCAAGCUUCUUGAAGUCACAGAGUCAAGAUUAUCUUUUUACUCUGGACACUCCUCCUUUGGAAUGUACUGCAUGCUCUUCCUGGCGCUUUACGUUCAGGCCAGACUUGCGGCCAAGUGGGCCAGACUUUUGCGGCCCACCAUCCAGUUCUUCCUGGUGGCCUUCGCGGUGUACGUGGGUUACACCCGAGUCUCUGAUUACAAGCACCAUUGGAGCGACGUGGUGGUGGGGCUGCUGCAGGGAGCUCUUGUUGCCGUGCUCAACGUUCGCUUUGUGUCCGACUUCUUCAAGAAGCGCCAUGCACAUGGCACGAGCCCAGACGCGGGGAGUGGCGAGGAGCCGGAGAGGAAACCGAGCCUGCAGAUUGCAGACGCUGAGCACGGCAACCACUGCGGCUACCGCAACGAUCCCGGCCCCUUGUGAUGAGAGGCGUCGGCUCCCUUGGCUUGCAGCCUGCAGACACCCAAACCUGUGCAAUAGGUUCCGACGCAGGAGCUGCAGCUCCAUCUGUGCGGUCUGCUGCUUUUAGUUCAAGUCUCCAUUCCAAUUCUGGAAAUGUUAAAAUUUUUUUUUUUUUUUUUUGACUUUAUGUGCUCAUCAGCUCCUCUUCUCCCUUUUCAACCACUCACUCUGCAUCUGCUCCACUGGAAUGAGUAAGAGGGGACACCAUCCCUGUCAAGGAAAA
Molecule: messenger RNA, 2002 nt
Organism: Gambusia affinis (western mosquitofish)
Lineage: Eukaryota; Metazoa; Chordata; Actinopteri; Cyprinodontiformes; Poeciliidae
Gene: plpp2b
Product: phospholipid phosphatase 2b
Exons: 6
Coding region: 856-1740 (294 amino acids)
Biological process (GO): phospholipid dephosphorylation; signal transduction; phospholipid metabolic process
Molecular function (GO): phosphatidate phosphatase activity
Source: RefSeq, a predicted model, not a curated record